UUUCUUUUUCUGAGUCGAAAAAUGGGCGAAUUGAUCAUUGCAUCCAAAUCAAUUGCUAUUAUAAAAGGUAGAAAUACCUCAGAUUUAGAUAGUGUGAGUAGGAAUGUAAAUGUAAGUUUUUGGCGCCAAAAAGGAAGAAGAGAGAUAACUGUAAAAUCAAUUGCCAAAAUGAGCAGCGGCGGCGGCGAUCGCCCGACGGUGAUGGUCACCAACGACGACGGAAUAGAUGCUCCAGGAAUUCGAGCUCUCCUUCAUGUCCUCGUCUCCUCCAAUCGUUUUAACGUCUAUGUUUGCGCUCCUGAUUCAGAAAAUUCUGCAGUUAGUCAUAGCAUCACAUGGCAAAAACCUCUAUUUGCCAAGCCAGUCGAAAUUGGCGGGACAGUUGCUUUUGCAGUUUCUGGUACUCCUGCUGAUUGUACAUCAUUAGGAAUUUCCAAAUCUCUAUUCACAUCAGUACCUGAUCUGGUUAUCAGUGGGAUCAAUAUGGGUAGCAAUUGUGGUUAUCACAUUAUAUAUUCCGGGACUGUAGCAGGGGCUCGAGAAGCGUUUUUAAAUGGAAUAGCUUCGAUCUCUAUAUCAUAUGAUUGGGUUGGAGGGAAAAGUACUAUAGAUGAUUUUAAACUUGCAGCAGAGGCGUGCUUGCCCAUAAUCUGUGGCCUGUUGCAUGAAAUCAAGAAAAAAACACACCCUCAAAACUGUUUUCUGAAUGUAGAUAUACCAACAGAUGUUGCGAAUCAUAAGGGUUAUCGACUUACGAAUCAGGGCAAGACUAUGGUAAAAAUGGGGUGGAGACAAGUUACUUCUGAAUCUGAAGGAGGGAAAAUGUUGUCAACUAUGACUAUGGAGACAAGUUCAUCAUCGGGUUCUGAAUCAACGUUUGCUAAUUUAAAGCAUGAACUUGCAUUCAAAAGAGAAGUGAAGGGAUCACAAGUUGACAAUAGUGAUACAGACUACAAUUGCCUUAGAGAAGGAUAUAUAACUGUGAGUCCUUUAGGAGCCUUGUCUCUCGCAGAGAUGGAAAGCCAAGCUUAUUUUAAGCAGUGGUUGGCAGGUGUUUCAGCACUGUAAAGAGUUUUCUAAAAGGUUCCUAGUCCUGUCUCGGCCUCUCUGGAUCUAGGAUGUAUGGAAGGAUCUAGAUGGUUCGCUUAUCAUUUCUGAUCACGAGAUCCCUUUUAAAGGUAUCAUCUUCCCCUAGUACGGGAUCACUUAUCAGCCUCACGCAUCCUUUAUUCAGUACCUAUAGUAGUUAAUCACAAUCUCAUUGGUCCUGUAAUUGGGACAAAUCUGAUUAGCCAUGUAUUGCAGAAUAUCUACGUUGGUUAUGGUAAAUAAAAAUUUCAAUAGCUCGUUUCUACCUGAGAAGUUUGUUAUGCCUUAAAAAAAUCAGUUUGCCGUUUCAUUUUCGUGAUGCAUCAAAAUUGUAGUGACUAUGAGUGACCUAACCAAUGCCUACAUGUCUAUAACAACAAUUAAUUUCAAUCGGAAGUAAGGACUCUUUUUACUUGGAAUAUGCAUAAGUGUAUUUGCUCGUCAAAUAUAUGCGAAAAUUUAUAGUCCAUUAGUAGCUAUUAUCAGUUGAGCUUCUAGCUCAUGAAUAUUUUGAAGAAAUUCUGCCAUUUACUGGAACUUCACAUGGUAGGUAGGCAGAGGAACUUCACAAGGUAGGUAGGCAGAUAGAAGCAAGAUAGCAAUGCCAAACUUCGUAGAUUAGAAGUUCUUAAAUUCAACAACUCGAUAACUUGAGUAAUUUGUGUUGGUGGCAUGUACAUA
Molecule: messenger RNA, 1770 nt
Organism: Salvia hispanica
Lineage: Eukaryota; Viridiplantae; Streptophyta; Magnoliopsida; Lamiales; Lamiaceae
Cellular component (GO): cytosol
Molecular function (GO): nucleotidase activity
Source: RefSeq, a predicted model, not a curated record